AUGGCUAAGGCUUGCUGGAUCACCAGGCCCAGCCGGCCAGACGUGAAGUGCAGCGAAUGUGACGGCUACCACAGCUACCACAGGCCUCCGUGUCGGCCGUGGAUUUCACAGGGCGCGCUGCGCUUCACUGGGCAACGGCGCAAGGAUGGCAGGCGCAUCGCAUUGCAUGGACAGGAAAUCGUGAAUCAACUGCUGUUGAAGCGCGCGCUGCUAGACGCACAGGAUAGACGCGGUUGGUCGCCCAUGCUAUUGGCCUCGCAGGCACGGUCGGCGGGCCACUUUGGUGUCUUGAAGAGACUGCUGGAGGCCGAGGCCGCGCUGGAGACGAAAGGCCUGGAUGGUGAGACUGCGUUGAUGCUGGCUGCACUCAACGGGCACGUGGAGGUCCUGCGACUCCUCGUUGCCCGGCGUGCCAACCUGGAGGCCCGUGCAAACGACGGCCUCACACCGCUGAAGCUGGCGGCAGAAGCUGGCAAUGUCGAGGCGGUGGAACUGCUGGUCGCACUGGGUGCUGAGGUGCCACUCGAAGGCGUGGCCAUCGCAGAGGCUGCUGUCGCCCUGCCAAGCCAGGACUCGAAGGGCCGCUCCGCUGAUGACGGCCUGUCCUUGACGACGAGGCUGGCGGAGCAGCUUGCUGAAGAGCUCAUCUCAACGGAUGACUGCCAUGAUACGGCGAGGCGGUGGGGUUUUGACCCCAAUGCGGGUUUGCGCUUGCUAAAAGCCGUUGCCGCUGCUGGGGUGGACACGGCGAAGCUGAAGGACCGUCUAGUGGAACUCGGACUGGUUCAGGAUCCAGAACAUGAUGGGAUCUUCGAUUGGGACGUCAUGGCACCCGCAGAGUCGAAGCAAGCAAAGGACGCACAAGGUGUCGAGGCUUCGAACCAGAAGGCCUCUGAAAAUUCGUGGACGUUGGUCUGGAUCUCGGACCAGGCCUUCAAGCCAACGGCGGUGAGCCUGAAAACACAGCUCGAAGGGCUGGGCUGUCAGGUCAAAGGAUACAAAACCCACAAGAAUGCCGCCAGGGCGUUGGACAAGAAGCGCGCCCUGGUGCGAACCGUGGUCAUGGUUACAGGUGCUGAAGCACCUCCCUUCUUGCAGUACAUAGCUUCGAGACCUGAACUGGCUUCAACUCCAGUUGUUGUUGAGGCGACCUCAAGAUCGAUCCCAGUGCGAGAAAGCCCAACCGUUCAGGUCUGUGACAGUUUCGAUGCCGCUGCCAAUGCUGUUUGGAAGGUGGCACACGAGCCAGGUUUCGCUUGA
This is a messenger RNA of Symbiodinium sp. CCMP2592, 1260 nucleotides long. Lineage: Eukaryota; Dinophyceae; Suessiales; Symbiodiniaceae. The record is from the annotation of a GenBank genome assembly.